AAUCAUAUCUAGUCCCAGAAGACACAACGGUGCAUUUCUUUAUUUACAAUCUUCAUUAUAAUCCUAAUAUUUGGCUAAAUCCGGAGGUAUUUGAUCCAGAUAGAUUCUUACCAGAGAAUAUAAGGAAUCGUCAUCCUUAUUCCUAUUUACCCUUCAGCGCAGGACCACGAAAUUGCAUAGGUCAACGAUUCGCCAUGUUGGAGAUGAAGGUCCUAAUAGCUCCUCUUGUGCACAACUUCCACUUAGAGCCUGUUGAUUAUUUAAAGGAUGUCUCGAUGAAAACGGAUUUUAUACUACGUGCUGUACGUCCGAUUCGCAUGAAAGUCAUUCCAAUCAAACGCGCGUAGUCAUCUAAUGAGAAUACACAUUCUUUAAAGAAGUCGAUUAUAGCUAAAUGUUACGAUAGUAAAGUCUUAAUGUUGUUAUACGUAGCCAAAGGUUCAGGGUUACACUGAUGUCUCUCAUAAAGGACUCAAUCCAUUCUACGCCUUCACAAGUUGUGUUCAUGUUGAUUUGGGA
Molecule: messenger RNA, 519 nt
Organism: Dinoponera quadriceps
Lineage: Eukaryota; Metazoa; Arthropoda; Insecta; Hymenoptera; Formicidae
Product: probable cytochrome P450 4ac1
Exons: 2
Molecular function (GO): heme binding; monooxygenase activity; oxidoreductase activity, acting on paired donors, with incorporation or reduction of molecular oxygen
Source: RefSeq, a predicted model, not a curated record